This is a messenger RNA of Theileria equi strain WA, 983 nucleotides long. Its product is annotated as proteasome regulatory subunit, putative. NCBI's taxonomy places the organism in Eukaryota, Apicomplexa, Aconoidasida, Piroplasmida, Theileriidae. The record is from RefSeq and is a predicted model, not a curated record. The transcript is spliced from 5 exons. Gene Ontology annotation, biological process: proteasome-mediated ubiquitin-dependent protein catabolic process; protein deubiquitination. Gene Ontology annotation, cellular component: proteasome regulatory particle, lid subcomplex. Gene Ontology annotation, molecular function: metallopeptidase activity; protein binding; proteasome binding. The coding region runs from base 48 to 983 and encodes 311 amino acids.
CGUGCACUCAUUAUAUAUUCACACGCUUAGCACAUUGGUGUGGAAAUAUGGGAGACUCUAGGUCUUUUCAUGGCCUUUUUAAUUCGUUCGGGGGUAUGAGGAAUAUGCAAUCCUUCGGACCCGUGGCCGACACAUCCGAACAAGUCUAUAUAUCAUCGUUGGCACUUCUUAAAAUGCUUAAACAUGGAAGGGCUGGAGUUCCUAUGGAAGUUAUGGGCCUGAUGCUAGGAGACUUUGUCGAUGAUUACACAAUCAGAGUUGUAGAUGUGUUUUCUAUGCCACAAUCUGGAAAUAGCGUUAGCGUUGAGGCUGUUGAUCCAGUCUAUCAAACUGAGAUGAAAGAUCAACUAAAAAGAACUGGAAGACCUGAAGUAGUUGUUGGAUGGUACCAUUCCCAUCCAGGAUUUGGCUGUUGGUUUUCCGGAACGGACGUAAAUACACAACAAAGUUUUGAGCAGCUAAAUCCACGUGCUGUUGGUGUUGUUAUAGAUCCCAUUCAAUCAGUAAAAGGAAAAGUCGUUAUUGACUGCUUUAGGUUGAUAAGCCCACAUAUUAUCAUGCUAGGUCAAGAACCUCGCCAGACCACAAGCAACAUUGGCCAUCUCCAGAAACCCACAAUAAUAGCACUGGUUCAUGGAUUGAAUCGUAACUAUUAUAGUAUCGUAAUAAACUAUAGAAAGACACCAUUGGAAAAUCAGAUGCUUCUUAAUUUCAAUAAGAACAAAUGGACGAAGGAUUUGCACAUCCAGGAUUUCAAAGAAAGAAGAAAAGAGAACAAUCAACUAGUUAGGGAAAUUAGGGAUCUCUGUGAGAAAUACAAUUCAUCAAUUAAACAGGAAAUGACUUCUACGCCUGAGGAAAUACUAGUUGCUAAUGUAGGAAAAUUAGAUGCAAAAAAGCAUAUAGAGAACGCAGUCACAACACUAUUGUCUAACAAUUCAUUAAGUGCGUUCAACACAAUGCUUGCCACGGAAAUGGUAUAA